Molecule: messenger RNA, 555 nt
Organism: Mesocestoides corti
Lineage: Eukaryota; Metazoa; Platyhelminthes; Cestoda; Cyclophyllidea; Mesocestoididae
Source: the annotation of a GenBank genome assembly
UACCAGAACCAGGCAAAGCUGUUAAUACGCAGGAUUGUCCCGUCAUCACCGCCGCGAUGCUCUCUCGUAGCCGGUUCAUAUUGCUUCCACUAUCUCCUCGAAUCUGGAAUCUGCUACCUUAUUCUUGCUGAAUCUAAUUUCCCUCGUCAGAAAGCUUUCGCAUUUCUCGAUGAGGUGCAUAAUCAAUUUAGCAGUCAGUAUUCCAACGACGUUUAUACGGUUUCUCGACCAUACGGCUUCAUUGAAUUUGAUCGUGACCUGCAGAAGUUACAGCAAAAGUACACAGACACCCGUGUUUCCUCAAAUGUUACUCAGCUGAAUGUUGCCUUGCAGGACGUACAGCGUAUAAUGAUACAAAAUAUCGACGACGUCCUCCGGCGCGGAGAAUCUCUUACCGCGUUAGAUGCUCAGGCAAGUCAUCUAUCGGAGCUAUCUCGAGGGUACCGGAAUAAUGCAGCUUCGUUAAACUUUCAAACAUCUGUUGCAAAGUACCUGAUAAUUUUUGCUGUUGGAGUAAUCUUUCUCUGCUUUUUGUAUUUCCGCUUUCUUUGGUGA